ACCGUUGGCCGCGCCUGGGAAUAUUGUUGGAACAAAUUAGGGCAAACGGGGCACUUAGCAGUCCUUUAACAGUGUAAAACUACAAAAAAAAUUUAGUAUAAGGCUCAAGUUAAUUAUUUUUCUCUACAGAGCGACUCUCCAGAGUAGCGGCCACAAAGCGAACAGGAGCGGUGCUGGAUGAGGACUUCCGUCGGCUCUUGCUGGAAAGUUCUGACAGCUAGCAUCACAACAGAACUCGAGGGCUCCGAGGCUUCAGAGUACCUUGACUACAGCUGAUCUUCAAGGAACAAUCAUAAUUCCAGGAAUUGCCUUGCUUGGCUGUUUCAGCGCUGGCCUAGAGGAAGCCACAUGAUUUUGGACUGGAACUCUGUCAUGCCGGUUGAAAGCCUUGCUAUCUUUGACCCAUCCAUUUUCCCCCUUGCAGACUCCAUUAGACACUCGACUACGACUGGUGAAAAAUGAAAGCUCCCAUUCCUCUUCUGAUCCUGCUUCACGCCGUCGUGGUCCAUUGCCUGAAAGUGGUGUCGAAGAGAGGCUCAGUGGAAGGCUGCACGGAUUGGUCGGUGGACUACCUGAAAUACAAGGUGCUUCUUGGGGAACCUGUACGGAUUAAGUGCGCUUUAUUCUAUGGAUAUAUCCGGGCCAACUACACUCAUGCGCAGGCUGCAGGACUUAGCCUUAUGUGGUACAAAAGUGCGGGACACGGGGACUUUGAGGAACCCAUCAGUUUUGACGGCACACGCAUGAGCAAGGAGGAGGACGCCAUCUGGUUUCGACCGGCAGAGCUGGACGAUGUGGGGUACUAUUCCUGCGUAUUACGGAACUCCACAUACUGCAUGAAGGUUUCCAUGUCCCUAACGGUGGCGGAGAACGACACCGACCUCUGCUACAACUCCAAAAUGAGGUUCUUUGAGAAGGCCGAGCUGAGCAAAAGCAAAGACAUCACCUGCCAGAGCAUUGAGGAUUAUAUACAGCCAGGAGUGGAGCCUGAGAUAGUCUGGUAUAAGGAAUGCAAGCCAAAGCAGUGGAGACAAACCAUCGAACGGAGGAGGGACACUCUGUCCAUCAAGGAAGUACGGGAAGAUGACAUUGGGAAUUACACCUGCGAAUUACAGUUUGGGAACUUUGUGGUGCGGAGGACGACUGAGCUGUCCGUCACAGCUCCCCUGACAGACAAGCCGCCAAAAAUCCUCUUCCCUUCAGAGACCCAAAUGAGCAUCAUGGAGAUGCCAAUAGGUAGUCCAGUCAACCUGACGUGCCGAGCAUUCUUCGGAUACAGCGGAGACGUCAGUCCACUCAUCUACUGGAUGAAGGGGGAGAAGUUCAUCGAGGAUCUGGAUGAGGAGCGGGUGCAGGAGACUGAUAUCAAGACAAUCCGGGAGCACCUUGGGGAGCAGGAGGUUUCCAUCUCUCUGACCAUUGACUCUUUGGAGGAGAGCGACCUUGGCAACUACUCCUGCUAUGCCGAGAACGGCAACGGGCGGCGGCAGGCAAAUAUCCAACUCAACAAGAAAGCCGAGCUGAUGUACACGGUGGAGCUGGCCGGAGGUUUGGGCGCCAUCCUGCUGCUGCUCAUCUGUCUGGUGACUCUCUACAAGUGCUACAGGAUCGAGCUCAUGCUCUUCUACAGGAACCACUUUGGCAGCGAGGAUUUAGAUGGAGAUAACAAGGACUACGACGCCUACCUGUCCUACACCAAAGUGGAUCCGGACCAGUGGAGCCAGGAGACCCGAGAGGAAGAGCGCUUUGCCCUGGAGAUCCUCCCCGACGUGCUCGAGAAGCAUUAUGGGUAUAAACUCUUCAUUCCAGACAGGGACUUGAUCCCCACAGGAAGUUUCACCAAUGAUCAUUUCCAGGAUGACACAAGACUACUUAGAGCCUACAUCGAGGACGUUGCACGAUGUGUGGAUCAGAGCAAGCGCCUCAUCAUCGUAAUGACGCCCAGCUAUGUGGUGAGGAGGGGGUGGAGUAUCUUUGAGUUGGAGACGCGGCUGCGCAACAUGCUGGUGACGGGCGAGAUCAAAGUCAUCCUCAUCGAGUGCGCCGAGCUACGCGGCAUCAUGAACUACCAGGAAGUGGAGGCCCUCAAACACACCAUCAAGAUGCUGACGGUCAUCAAGUGGCGCGGGCCGUCCAGCAACAAGCUCAACUCCAAGUUCUGGAAGCAGCUGCUCUACGAGAUGCCCUUCAAGCGCAUGGAGCCCCUCAGCAUCUCCCAUGAGCAGGUGCUGGACGUCAGCGAGCAGGGCCCCUUCGGCGAGCUGCAGACCGUCUCGGCCAUCUCCAUGGCGGCGGCCACCUCCACCGCCAUGGCGACGGCACACCCGGACUUACGCUCCACCUUCCACAACUCUUGCCACACCCAGAUGAGGCAGAAACACUAUUACCGUAGCUACGACUACGACAUGCCGCCUGGCGGCACUCUCCCGCCGCUGUCCUCCUUAGGCAACCAGCACACCUACUGCAACAUCCCCAUGACGCUCAUCAACGGACAGCGGCCGCAGUCCAAGUCGCCGCGGCAGCAGAGCCUGGAGGAGGCCCACGGGAACAACGCUAUGCUGCCACUGCUGCCCAGAGAGACCAGUAUAUCCAGCGUGAUCUGGUGACAGAGGCGUGCAGGGUAGACUCUGGAGCUUAAAGAUGUCCGUCACAGGGAGGACUCGCCACUGGCGGAGCUGAAGGGCACUCAAGUUACUCGCUGCUGUUGAAUUUGCACCAGGAAACACCCCCGGGGACGGGACGGGAGGGGAGGGACGCGGGCGGCAGGCACACUGGACACAUCGGUGGCAAAUAUUUUGUUUAGUUUCGGUCCAAUAAGAGCUUUUAUUCAAACUGAACAAAAAAAGAAACAAGGAGAACUCUUUUAUAUGCCUGUAUAAACUCACGUAACACAAGCCAACACCGACGACAAUUUACCCAGAGAGUCAAGGAAUACAGGGUCCUGUACAUACGGUUUUCUAAUUCUUUGUAGCAUCAGUGUUUGGGACUUGUUUAUGUUUUAACAUCAGUUUGGACUUUUGGUUUCUUUUCUUUCCGUUUGUACAAAAAGUGAAGCAAUGGCCUGUGAGAUGUUUUGGAUAAACCGUUGUUACCUUUAUCUUUCUUUGUGGGCUGGUGUAGUUUUUUCACAGGGAGGGGAGAAGAUCCAGCCUUCAGAAGACGACUGAGUCCGUCCCAGGAGUUUCAGCUCCGGCCGGCUACUGUAAAGGGUUGAGAAUCUGGACUCAACCAGAUUAUGCAAAACAAGGAGUCCGGAGAGCGGGAGAAGAUUGAUUUCCAAAAUCGGGAAAGUGAAAUCUGCAAAGAGGGGUAUGAAGAAUAUGGUGCUAGGCUUCACAUCUCUCUGUUUCUCACAUGAUAACAUAAAAACAGCCUUGCUAUUUACCUUAACAGAUGAAUAUAUCACCGAAAAAUUAAUUAUGUGUAUUAUUUUAUGAAAAAAGAAGAGUCUAUUUUUGUAACGGAGGGAUAUUUGCUUAGAGACGUUAUAACUAUAAAGUUUCUGAUAGAGGGGGUUGACAUUACGUAAUAAAAAAUACUGUUUUGUUAUGUGGAACUGCACAGCUCACAGAAAUCGAUAGGUCAUUCACUAAAUGUCUUACCCUUAUAUUGCAAGAUUAAAAGAUGUUUGUGUUUCAUCAUGAUUUAAAAAAAGCAGUUUUGACAUUUCAAACACCACACGGGUCGCGGCUCAGAGGGCUUUCCAUGUUUCCUUGAUUUAACUGUUGAUUUAGCAGCGGCGCUAUCGAUGAUGUCAGGAGGCUGUGAAGCAUUUACUGUACCUGGACCAAACGAGGCCGUCCAAUGACGGUCGCUGUUUGUUUCGCAUCCCUCUCGUCAACACGCUCACGCGUUAAUGAAGCGGGAUGUCUGAUGAGGAUGUUCAGCCUGAUAGGUCUCGCUGCAGAGCCGUCAAAUCGUCAGCGUGGUAGGUGGCUUCAAAAUAAUACGGCUGAGGUAGCCCUGCAACCCCAGCUCUGUAAAACACAUCUGUUUUAACCUACAAGGACCCGCAGGAACAGGUGUCACAUGACCUUUAGAUGUCCUGUUAACAACUACAGCUUUGUCUUGAUUUGAACUCGUAAGUGAAACACGCCAAACAUUCUGAUGGAGUCAUGUGACUGGCAAGGCCACUCAUUAGGGGGAAUAAAGGGGUCAGACAACCUGGGGCCCCAUGAAGUUUAUCUGUGAUAACCAUAAUUUAUAUUUCCUAGAUGUACAGUACUGUGCAGAAGUUUUAGGCAUGUUCGGGCUGAAAUUUGAGGCUGAAGUAAGGCGUGUAAUGGAGAGCACACCCA
Messenger RNA from Cheilinus undulatus (humphead wrasse), 4298 nucleotides. Its product is annotated as interleukin-1 receptor accessory protein-like 1. NCBI's taxonomy places the organism in Eukaryota, Metazoa, Chordata, Actinopteri, Labriformes, Labridae. The record is from RefSeq and is a predicted model, not a curated record. The transcript has 15 exons. Gene Ontology annotation, molecular function: interleukin-1 receptor activity. Gene Ontology annotation, biological process: signal transduction; negative regulation of exocytosis. The coding region runs from base 459 to 2606 and encodes 715 amino acids.